ACGAAGGAGGCUAGUCCUCUCACUUUUUAUUUCUUCGCGACAAACAAAAAAUUGAAAUCAACGUCACGCAACAGGAUUAAUUGCUGAUUUUAUACUACAGCAAGGAAAAAAUUCUCAAUAAUAGGUCCACAUAACAAUAAGUGAAAUUGGUAAAGAUGGAUCUAAGUCAAAUGUGUGCUACUGGCAAAGACGUGACGAUGACUCCAAAUAAAUCUGUGAUAAUAAAUUCGCAAAAAUGGAAUUCGAUUUUGAAACAUUUGAACCGGAACGAGGAAGCCAUCCAACAGUCUGAACAAGAGAAAAAGUAUAAGGAGUACCUGAAGGAGGGUUCCGCCGAAAUGACUUGUAAGUGGAUGAAUUCGAUAGAGAAGACUCGGGAGAACAAAGCAAUCGAACGGCAGAAACGCGAAGCUGAGAAGAUUAUUGAAGGGGAGCGAAGAUUCAAGGAACUGAAGGAGAAUGACGAAAAAGCACGGUUGGAACAGGUAGCCAAAGCUCAACAAAUGAUGAAUCGCUUACGAAUAGGCACUAGAGAACUUGAGAGCGCUGCUCUACUCAGUGAGGUCCUGAAAGGGCGCGAGCUUCAAUGUAAUUUCAAUGCGGAUUUGAACAAAUCCAUGAGUGAGCGCAAGAAAAAAGAGGCUGAACAACUUCAAAUUCAAAGUGUUAUUGCUAUCGAGGAGCAACAACGUCAGAUGAUGGAAGCAAAGAAGCGGACCGAUGACUACAAAAACGAAGUAUAUCGAAUGGCUAAGGACGAAGCGAAGCGCAAGAUGGAAACAUCUCGCAGACAAACUGAAUAUGAGAAAAGGAUGCGCGAGCAGGCUGAUAAGGAGCUCCAAGCGCAGAUUGAAAGGGAGAGGGCUAUUCUGCAAAGGAAAAAAGAAGCGAUGCGGAAGAAUGCACUAGAGGCCAUGAAGAUGGUGGAACAAAGAAGACUACGCGACAAAAUGGAGAACGAAAUCGACAACAAGAUAAUAGAAAUUUUCGCCAAAGGAAAGAAUAACAUUGCCGACAUGAAAAAAGAGAAAGAUCGGCAAAAAAAGGAGGAAAUUGUUCGCAUGAAAGAUGCCAAUGCUCAGAAAGUGUUCGUGCAAGCGGCAGAUCGAUCAGCUGAGGAAGAGGAACGCCUCCGAAAAGCUGUGAAAGAGGCCAAUGAUAAGAUAGAUCAGCAAGAGAAAGAUCGAAUUCAGCGCGAACGCAUUCUAAAAGCCGCCCGAAUAAAGCAAUACCUCGAGGACAUGGAGAGGCAAAAAAUUGCCAAAGCGAAACAAAUGGAACACAUUCGCUGGUCUAUCGCAAAUCGCCUCAAAAACGAAGAAGUAAAUCAAGAAUUCGAGAAAUUAAAAGCCCAAGAAAAAAUCAAAAGAGCUCAAGAGAUUCGGGCUGUGCUUCUCGAACAGAUGAAAGAACGCAAGGAAAUGGAGCAGAAACAGCGCGAACAGGACAGUUUGUGUGUAUCAUUGACCAACGAACGUGACGAUAAGAAUUUCAUGGAAUUCGCAAAUGUUCUAAUAGAAGAUGCUAAAAAGAAAUCGCGACCGAUUUUACCCUUGAUGCGAGCCGUCGAUAAAUAUAAGAAAGCCAGUGACAUGGAUGUGGAACGUAAGGAGCCACGGCAUCUAAAGUCUAAUUUGCCCAUUCAGGAUAAAGUUGAAGGCACUUGUGCCUGUGCUGCGAGUAUGUCGACCUCGCCACCUAAAAAUAAUCAACCUAUAAUUAAGUACGAUUUGAAUGAACUAAAGCAAUUGAACCCUCGCGUUUCACCCCGUACGCCGCUUUGGGCGUAGAUGGGACAAUUUUUCCGAUUCGAUGCGUUUGUUUGGGUGACUUCUGGGAUUUUCGCUUCGUAAUUAAUUUAAAAUUAAUUAAAUUUGGAUUGUUGGUAUUUCAAGUGAAUGCUUUUAACUUAUUCCAAGUAGUUUUAAAUGAGUUUUAACACAAGUUCAGGUUCAUAUAAAAAUCUUUAUUGUCAAUAGUUUUUGGUCCCAAUAAAAUCUUUGUUUCUUAAA
Hermetia illucens (black soldier fly) is the source of this 2012-nucleotide messenger RNA. RefSeq names its product calponin homology domain-containing protein DDB_G0272472-like. The coding region runs from base 156 to 1790 and encodes 544 amino acids. The transcript is spliced from 3 exons. NCBI's taxonomy places the organism in Eukaryota, Metazoa, Arthropoda, Insecta, Diptera, Stratiomyidae. The record is from RefSeq and is a predicted model, not a curated record.